Molecule: messenger RNA, 1086 nt
Organism: Abrus precatorius (Indian licorice)
Lineage: Eukaryota; Viridiplantae; Streptophyta; Magnoliopsida; Fabales; Fabaceae
Product: probable mannitol dehydrogenase
Exons: 5
Coding region: 1-1086 (361 amino acids)
Biological process (GO): lignin biosynthetic process
Molecular function (GO): zinc ion binding; cinnamyl-alcohol dehydrogenase activity
Source: RefSeq, a predicted model, not a curated record
AUGGCAACACAACACGAAACUGAGCAUCCUAAGAAGGCUUUCGGAUGGGCUGCAAGGGAUCCUUCUGGUGUUCUCUCCCCUUUCAAUUUCUCCAGAAGGGAAACGGGUGAAAAAGAUGUGGCAUUCAAAGUAUUGUAUUGUGGGAUAUGUCACUCAGACCUCCACAUGGCGAAAAACGAAUGGGGCUUUUCAAUCUAUCCAUUAGUCCCAGGGCAUGAGCUAGUUGGUGUAGUGACAGAGGUGGGCAGCAAAGUUCAAAAGUUCAAAGUUGGGGACAAGGUGGGUGUGGGAUGCAUAGUUGACUCCUGCGGCACAUGCCAAAACUGUGUUGACAAUCUUGAGAAUUAUUGUUCACAAUAUACGCUCACAUAUAGUGGCAAAUAUAGAGAUGGCACAGUCACAUACGGAGGCUACUCUGACUUAAUGGUUACAGAUGAACACUUUGUGGUUCGCAUUCCUGAUGGCUUACCUCUUGAUGUUGCUGCUCCUCUCCUUUGCGCUGGGAUCACAGUGUAUAGCCCUUUGAGAUAUUUUGGACUUGACAAGCCUAAUCUUCAUGUGGGUGUGGUUGGUCUUGGUGGGCUUGGUCAUAUGGCCGUCAAGUUUGCCAAAGCUUUUGGGGUUAAGGUGACAGCAAUCAGUACAUCACCCAACAAAAAGGAGGAAGCAAUACAACGUUUGGGAGCUGAUUCUUUUCUUUUAAGCCGUGACCAAGAUCAGAUGCAGGGUGCAAAGGGAACUUUUAAUGGUAUUAUUGACACAGUUUCUGCUGUUCAUCCUCUCUUACCUCUGAUUGGUUUACUCAAGUCUCAUGGAAAGCUUGUAUUAGUUGGUGCACCAGAGAAGCCUCUUGAGCUGCCGGUCUUUCCUUUACUUCAGGGAAGAAAGAUAGUAGCUGGGAGUGGCAUUGGAGGGAUGAAGGAGACCCAAGAGAUGAUUGAUUUUGCUUAUGAACACAAUAUAAAACCUGACAUUGAAGUCAUUGCUAUGGAUUAUGUCAACACAGCAAUGGAACGCCUACUUAAAGCAGAUGUUAAAUAUAGAUUUGUGAUUGACAUUGGAAACACUAUGAAACCAAGUUCAUGA